Rhodotorula toruloides NP11 is the source of this 735-nucleotide messenger RNA. Its product is annotated as C-signal. The record is from RefSeq and is a predicted model, not a curated record. Bases 1 to 735 code for a protein of 244 amino acids. Lineage: Eukaryota; Fungi; Basidiomycota; Microbotryomycetes; Sporidiobolales; Sporidiobolaceae. Gene Ontology annotation, molecular function: oxidoreductase activity. The transcript is spliced from 8 exons.
AUGUCGUCCUUCACAUACUUGAUCUCUGGCGCAUCCCGCUCGCUCGGUCUCGGCUACUCCCGCGCCCUCCUCGCCUCGUCCAACAACGUCAGGGUCAUCGCAGGCGCACGCAACCCCUCCUCGGCGGAUCAGCUUCAGGCAUUGCAGAAGGAGGUCGGGAAGGAGAGGCUCUACAUCCUGAAGCUGGACGUAGAGGAUGCUUCCGCUGUCCAGAACGCCAUCAAGGAGCUCGAGUCGAGCGGCUUCCUCGAGUCGGGAGGCCUCGACGCGCUCAUCAACAAUGCCGGCGUUGCUGUCGCUCCCGAUGCUCCUUCCGCGACCAAGCCCGACCUCGUCAUGCAGAACCUCACGACAAACCUCUUCGGAGUCAUGAACCUCACGGCUGCGUGCCUCCCGCUCUUGAAGAAGGGCAAGGGAAAGCAAAUCUUUGGCGUCUCGUCCAUCUGCGGCUCGCUCGGCGGAUACUUCAGCGACAACUCUCUCGCAACUGCCUACUGCAUUAGCAAAGCUGCCCUCAACAUGUACCUCCGCAAGCUCUCGCGCGAGCUCGAGUUGGACGGCUUCACGGUGGUGCCGUACCACCCUGGCUACGUCAAGACGGACAUGAACAAGGGUCAGGGCGAGCUCACAACCGAAGAAGCCGUCAAACUUGCGGUCGAUAACGUCAUCCUCAAGGUCAGCAAGGAGGACAACGGCAAGUUCUACGACUACAACGGCAAGAUCGUCCCGUGGUAG